GACUUCCUUUAAUUCUCAUAUCUGCAAAACCGCCCCAUUGCACGCACGGUGUAGGUUAUGCUUCGCUAGGAGGCUAGUUGGGCGUGCAAAGCGAUAUGAUUAUAGCGCACACACCAAUAAUAUUGAGCACACUGAUUUACCUGAAAUAUUUUUCUGGACGUCUAUUCAGGUCUCAGUUGCGCUGCCUUUAUUUCCAAACAGAAGCAAGCAAGGCAAUGGCUCUGACCCAAGUUUCGUCCAACAAAUGCUGCGGGGGGUUCCAAAAGGUGUUUGAGCAUAACAGCUCUGAAUUGAAAUGCAGAAUGAAGUUUGGCAUCUAUCUCCCGCCAAAAGCGGAAAGUUCGAAGUGUCCCGUGUUAUACUGGCUAUCCGGGUUGACAUGUACGGAGCAGAACUUCAUCACCAAAGCUGGCUCUCAGCAGGCUGCUUCUGAGCAUGGCCUCAUCAUCGUUGCUCCAGAUACCAGCCCCCGUGGCUGUAACAUUGAGGGUGAGGAUGAGAGCUGGGACUUUGGCACGGGGGCGGGUUUCUAUGUCAAUGCCACCAAUGAGCCCUGGAAAACCAACUACCGCAUGUACGCCUAUGUCACGGAGGAGCUCCCUCGCCUGAUCAAUGCCCACUUCCCUGCUGACCCAGAGAAGAUGUCCAUCUCGGGCCACUCUAUGGGGGGGCACGGGGCUCUGAUCUGUGCCCUAAAGAAUCCUGGGAAAUACAAGGCUGUCUCUGCCUUCGCCCCCAUCUGUAACCCCAUGCAGUGCGCCUGGGGCCAGAAGGCCUUCGGUGGAUACCUGGGGUCUGAGAAGACCGCUUGGGAGGCUUACGAUGCCACGGUUCUGGCCGGCUCCUACUCCGGUCCCCAGCUAGACAUCCUCAUUGACCAGGGUCGUGACGACCAGUUCCUCUCUGCUGGACAGCUGCUGCCAGACAACCUGAUUGCUGCCUGCACUGAGAAGAAGAUCCCUGUGGUUUUCCGUCUGCAGCAGGGCUACGAUCACAGCUACUUUUUCAUCUACUCCUUUAUCAACGAUCACAUCAAGCACCACAGCAAGUACCUGAACGCGUGAUGUCACACUCAUGUGACAGCAGUGCUGGCCUUUUAAGUGCCUUCAUUGCACAGUCCAUCUCCAUGACACUGAUUGCAACAUCAUUGGUUCAGUGGCAGUGCCAGAGUUUGAGGGGUUAGUGAUGGGCAUUAAGGGCUCUAGAAUGCACUCUACCUGGCCCAUGGCUGAAUUUUCUAAUUAACUGAACUCUGGCCAAUCCGAUUGCUCAUUUGCUGAGCAUAGUGAUUUGAUUGUAUGGAAAUUGGCAAAAUCAUAUAGUCCUUGCCCACCACUAGAAUUGCCUGGCAAUUAUGUGCUCCUAAAUAAAACUUUGUGAUUGGUUAA
This is a messenger RNA of Anguilla anguilla (European eel), 1388 nucleotides long. RefSeq names its product esterase D/formylglutathione hydrolase (gene esd). Bases 96 to 1064 code for a protein of 322 amino acids. Gene Ontology annotation, biological process: formaldehyde catabolic process. The transcript has 9 exons. Lineage: Eukaryota; Metazoa; Chordata; Actinopteri; Anguilliformes; Anguillidae. The record is from RefSeq and is a predicted model, not a curated record. Gene Ontology annotation, molecular function: S-formylglutathione hydrolase activity. Gene Ontology annotation, cellular component: cytosol.